AUGACAUCCGCCCCACCCUCAUCUGCCGCGACACUAGCGUCCAAAUCAACCCCAAGCAUCUCCGCCUCAGACGCAGUGCUGCAUAUCGAGAGCGCCACGACGAUCGCCGCCCCCUGCCAAGAUGUCUGGGAUGUCCUAACUGAUACCUCCACCUGGCCCUCGUGGAAUACAUUUGUUCCACGAGUCACCAUUCGCGAACAGCCGGGCUCCGACUCUCAAUCUACUGAUGGUCUUUCCCCGAAGCUCCAGAUGGGAACAAAAAUGACCUUCCAUGUCCAUAUGGAUCCAUCGUCGGCCAGCGAGCAAGAUGUGGGCCUCGUCGUGGCUGAGUUUGAGCCCCCAAGUGCCAACCCCCCUAAGCCUGGCCGCAUUGUCUGGGUUGCGGAUCUAACGGCCAAGGGGAGCAUGCCGGCGUUCCUUUUGACGGCGGAGAGGGUUCAUGAGCUCGAGGAGUAUGAUGUCCAGGAAGAAGGCGGGCAGACGAAGCGUGUCACCGAGGUGCGGAAUUGGGAGGCGCAGGUUGGGUAUCUUGUGUAUGUGGUUCGGUGGAUGUUUGGGGCACAGUUGAAAAAGAACUUUGAGACGUGGGUACAGGAUCUGAAACAGUAUGUUGAAGGACAGAAAACGGACAAUUAG
Molecule: messenger RNA, 636 nt
Organism: Aspergillus pseudonomiae
Lineage: Eukaryota; Fungi; Ascomycota; Eurotiomycetes; Eurotiales; Aspergillaceae
Product: SRPBCC domain-containing protein
Exons: 1
Coding region: 1-636 (211 amino acids)
Source: RefSeq, a predicted model, not a curated record